This is a messenger RNA of Passer domesticus (house sparrow), 2457 nucleotides long. RefSeq names its product dynein axonemal assembly factor 6 (gene DNAAF6). The record is from RefSeq and is a predicted model, not a curated record. Bases 423 to 962 code for a protein of 179 amino acids. Gene Ontology annotation, molecular function: protein-folding chaperone binding; dynein intermediate chain binding. Gene Ontology annotation, cellular component: cytoplasm. The transcript is spliced from 6 exons. NCBI's taxonomy places the organism in Eukaryota, Metazoa, Chordata, Aves, Passeriformes, Passeridae. Gene Ontology annotation, biological process: axonemal dynein complex assembly; flagellated sperm motility.
AGCGGGACAGGGGACACCGGACAGGGGCAGCGGGCCAGGACAGGGGACACCGGGGCGGAGGCGCGGUGUUGGAGCCGCCCGACAGCGGGGACGCGGUGACGAGCAUUUGUCCCUGCGGGUUUGUCGCCCAGAGGGUGGUCGGGCACAGGAGCGGGGUCCCAGGGUGGCAGCCCCGGGCUGUAAGGAGCAUUGCACAGCGCUCCCCGGCACGGGGUGGCUCGGGCUGUCCUGCCCGGGGCUGGCUCCCGUCAGCGCAUCCUCUGUGCUCCAUUUUACGUGUUGUGUCCUCACGCACACAGGAGCUUGGCUCAACUCUUCCUUCCCAGACACGCAGCAGGGGAGCUGUGCUUUGCAGGCUGUCCAGGCACGGCUGGUUCCUGCUUCAUCUGCCUGCUGUUCUUCCUGCACAGGUGAGCAGGGGAAUGGAUUUGGACAGCGUGUUCUCGGGCUCUUCUCUGCAGAGCCUCGCCAAGCUGCUGCGUGACGCUCCCGAAGAGGAGGAGGAGGAUGGUGAUGAUGAUGUGCCACGCUGUUCUGUUGGUGCCAUGACUCCUGGGAGUGUGGGACCAGCCAAGAAAGACACCACCAGUACUUCUCAAGCAAAAUCUGAAAACAAGAAAACCAUUUGGAAUAUAGAGGAGGUCCCAGAAGGAUCUGAAUUUGAUGAUACGUGGGACCCUAGAGAAAAGCCAGAGUAUGAGAUUUCAUUCAAGCAGCACGUGGGAACAGAGGAUGUCUUCUUUGGGAUGACUGGGAAAGACCCCUCCACUGCCUGCUGUGAAGAUAUAGUGAUUAAAAUCAAGCUGCCAGAGACAAAGUACUCAGACAUCACAUUAGACAUCCAGGACAAGGUUCUUGACCUUCGAACUCCCAAAAACCUGUCUCCUGCAGCUGCUGAACAGAGAGAAAAAGAGCCACACACCUCUUCUGGAAAACUCUUGUCAUGUCAGAAAGCUGUGUGAAAAGGAGCAGGAUAGGAAUGGAGAUGGACACAGCUGAUUUUAACUCAUCAGGUGAUGCAGACAAGGCAGACAUUUGCCAAACUGUAGAUUAGGAACUGUACAAAUGUAAGCACCAACACUUGACUUAAAUGAUACUGUGAGCUCUGGGUGGGUUCCACCCCUGACAGGGGCCCAGAUAAUGAGAAUUUACCACCCCUGGGGAUUCCUGUGACUGGGAACUGCUGAUGGGAUCUCCUGAGCCAGAUUCCUGUAGUUAUAUCCCCAGAGCUGCUCUUAGGGGCACUGGGGCAAGCUGGCAAGUAUAGAGAGGAGGAUGAGGGAUUGACUUCACCUGGGAUAGUCAGCCAUACCUUUUCUCACCUGAGCUGAGCCCAAGGGUUCCAUCCAGGAUGAGGUGAAUGGUGAGGAGCAACACAGUGAGAAACUAGACGAGCAGGGCUGUGUUUAAGGCAAACUAAAUGGUGGGUGUGGAUUGGGACACUGCAAGUGAGGGAGUGAUGUGAACUGGGCAAAAGCACAAGUGGGAGAAGAAAAACAUCAUCAAAGUUCAUUUAAAACCACUCUGUUGAAAGGGAAGUUCAGCCAGCCACCCUGAGCUUAGGGCUGAUGAGAUACCUUUGUUAGAAUGUCACCAGCACUGAAAAUCCUGUGCCAAAAUAAGCCGUGGGAAGGGGACUGUGCCUGGAAUAGCUGUGAGGUCUCCAAGAGGGCCUGAGCACUCAGGUCAUGGAGAUUUAUUGGGCUGGGAACCUGGGGGUCAGGCUAAGGUGGCCCAUUGCAAUUACUUUUGUCAAGAGCAGAUGAAAGGGGCACUGGUGUUGGGAGUUCAUGAACCCUCUCAAGUGCUCCCAACAGCCUGAGUCUCUGUGUUGUCCUUGCAGCACCUCUUUCUGGGUAAGCAGAGCUGUGUGUGCAGUGCCUGGGUGACAGAUUGCUGUGCCCUGACCUGGAACAGGGGAUGUCACAUCUAGUUUUAGGCCUACAUGCAUAUGCAUGCUUACCUCCAUCCUUUUCCCUAUUUAGAGCAGCCCACGUUUAUUUAAAUUUUUUUUUUAACAAUUAAAAAAAAAAAGGAAAAAGAAAAGAAAACCAAAAACCCACCCACAAAAAUAAACACAAAAAUACCACAAGUUUUUGCUCUAAGAUCAGCAGGUAAAUGCAUAAAUGAGGGCAUUAGAUUUGUUCUUAUCCUGGAGCCAGGGUAGGGCAUCCCUCGGAUGAAGGGAAAAGUUUCACAAAGAUUCUGCAAGGUUGUCUUGAACCAGUGCUUGGAUAAGAGAGCUGAAGGUGAUUAACUGCUUGCUGUGAUACAGAUGUGAAUGAAAAGAAUGGCUGAAGUAAUAGAAAACCCCAUUUCUUUUCUCUUGCAUCACGAGUUCCCAGGUUUAUGCUCAGUGAGUUUAUUUCAAUUGGACUGCUGCUUCUAUUUGGAACUAAUAUUUUUGUUUUCUUGAAUAAAAUGUGUUUUCCAAUGCUGUUGCCCUUCCCCAAACCA